Symbiodinium necroappetens is the source of this 1575-nucleotide messenger RNA. The record is from the annotation of a GenBank genome assembly. NCBI's taxonomy places the organism in Eukaryota, Dinophyceae, Suessiales, Symbiodiniaceae.
AUGGGGAUACCACUGCCGGCAUGUGUCAUGUUCACGCUGUUUUGCCUGGCAGUACCCAUCUUCAUGUCUUAUAACGGCGGUGCGACAGCCGCAACUGUCGACACAAUUCAGAAAGAAGGUCACUGGAGUCCGGCCGGGAUAGGGCUGCUCGGAGCGAUGGACAAGAUUGGGAUGACGAUGGCUGCAGCGUUCUGGGGAUAUAUGCUCCAGCGUGUUUCGUCCAAAAGGUUGCUCUGCGCAGGACUCCUCGUCAACGCGACCUCCACUUUGAUUUUUGCGACAUUGAGGAACCCAAUUACAAUGUGCCUAGCGAAGUUGCUGAUCGGCUUUACGGAGAGCUUGCAGUGGGUGUGGUGCCCGCUCUGGAUUGGCCAAUGGGCUCCUCCGGCGUCACUACCUAUCUGGAUGAACCUGUCAGGAGGUGGCGUCGCAUCAGGAGUGGGGAAUGGUUUGGGUACCAUCAUCGCCGGUUUCACCACGGCACAGGGAUGCUCCUAUGAACUUGCCUUCCAGAUCGAGGCGGGUGCCUUGUUUGCCCUCUGGCUGGCCUUGGCCCUGACGGAUUGGCAAAAGUUUACGAUUCGUGAGGCGGACUGGAACAAUUCAGUCUCUGCACCGGGAUGCCAGUUGAAUGCCUACCGUAGUAAAGAUGAAAUCACCGAAGAGCCUUGCCUGCACAUCAAGAUUGACCUCCAUGUGCUGCCGGAGAAGCUUGCUCUGACAACCUGUGGCCUUCUGACUCAGCAUCACGACGCCUCCUUACUCUUGCAGGUUGUGAAUCCGUCGGUCAUGGACAAGAAGAGCUAUGUUCAGAUGUGUCUGGAGAUUCGCCUGAUGGCAGCAGAGGAGCAGGCGCAGCAGGCGGAGCGGAAUUCCUCGCCGCACCUGGAGGAGACCUCCGUGAUCUUCGCUUUCUGUGCUGGACGCGGAGGAAGGUGCGGUUUGGCAUUCGUCGACUUCGACGAUCCGGAGCGUGUGCUUCGGGUGGCCGACGUGAUGGACCCCGAGUUCGCGGAAGUCACAAGACUGAAGGAGCGGAUUCUGUGCUGCGCUGAAACCUCUGGCGGCUCUGGGCUGGAGUGCCCUCCGCAGCUUGGCGUUCGUGCCGGGCUCUGCGUUGUCCCAUCUCGGUCCCCUCCACAGCUUCUCAGGCGUGCUUUGACCCCUGUCGUAGAGGGUGGGGAGAAUUUCCCGACGGCCACACAAAAGGCAGGAGACUUUGACGUGGAAGCCUCAAAGCUGCGCCUGGUAAGCCUCUUCCAGAGCCUUACAUCGAAGGAGGCUGGUGCGACCGCGACCCCUUGCCCUGGCCAAACAACACCCUUGGCGACGCUUGACCUGGGCAACGAGCAGCUGGUACGUGCAGCUGGGGGUCUUCUGAAGUUUUUGGAGCAGAACCGCACACUGCUGGGCCAGAUCGAGCGACAGUGGCAGCCAUGCGUGCAGGAUGUGAAGCUGUUUUCACCUGAAGACUCCGUGUUCGUCGACCUACAAACCAUGAUGGCGUUGCAAGUUGUUAAGGAGCUUUGCAAGGGAACGGCUUGCAACAUGAACUGCAUGGGCAUAGUCUGGUGA